GGAGCUCGGCUCUGCCCGCACCAACAGGUUCUGCCACCUGCCCGUCCCCUGCCCUGGCACAGGGGUGGCACAGCUCCGACACCUGAGUCUGAGCACAGAGCCGGGAAAACCCCCACCACCCGUGACUCUGAUUUUGAGACAUAAUCUUGGGGUUUAUUUAAAACCGGAUUCCGGCCGCACUGGGGUAUUUAAAUUCGGUUACUUGGCUGCCACCCCAGGACUGAGAGUUGUGUUUGGCCAGUUCCUUGGCUUGAACAUUUCCGAGGCAGUGCCUUCCUCCUAUUUAUAUACAAAAGGGCUGGAUGUAAAACCUUUUCCCACCCUCUGGACCAUGCCCUGAGCUGUUCUCAGGAACCGAAUCUGACCUUGUUUUGUUUGUUCUCUUGGGCUUAUCUUGCACAGAUCGAUAGAUUUGUACCUUGGCUCUCACCUUCUGCCUUGUCGCAGCCCGGCUGUGCCUCGGUCUUUUCCCAACGCCACUUUCCCUCUGUUUUUGUCACUGUGUGCCCUCCUCAUGCUCUGUUUUGCGCAGUUUCACUGUAACUGCUCAGUGACUGGAGGAAAAACCAGCCCCGAGCUCGGGAUGAUUUUCAAACCUCGUGUUGUGUGACCUCCGAGCUGCACAAUCCCUGCGCUGUUCCCCUUAAACUCCUGUAAACAACUGCUGGGUUUUCCAGGCCUGAUCGCUCCCAGCUGCCUUCCAGCCUGGGCUCCCGAACCGAACAAUUAACAGGCAGCUCUCACAAAAAUAGCUUUUAAAUAUAUGCAAGCCCAGCAAUCCACUUGGGACUGGCUGAGGCCGGGGUGUGCUUUCCCAAAUUCCUGCAGUGCCCCCAUCCCACAGCUCCUGGGCUGAGGAUCAGUGUCAGGACAGAACUGUUCUGUUUCCUCCUUGGAGACAGCAUGGCUUCGUGGAGCCAAGGAAAAACAAGUGUUACUAAAUUUAAGCCUCAAGCUAAACCUCAGGUUCCUAUAGAACAGUUUCAUGUCUCGGCUGUUGCAGCUGUCUCGCUGCCGCUGUGUUUUCUGCUGGUUCAAAUGUCCCCGAGGAUGGAAGAGCCUGGGCACUCACAGCUUUGGCUCAUGCUGAUCCACUUAUUCCUGUUUAAGGUGUACCAGGUAAUCAUGUUGUCAUAACAUUUGUAGCAUUUUCUCUCUUUGUCUGCUCACUGAACAGAGGUUUGUAUCUGAAACACCGCACAAAGGAUUCUGGAGCGGUUUGAGGUGAUGAAACAACCUCACAGAAUCGAUGUUGUUGGGAGGUUUCCCUGGAAAAGUACAAAGGUGGAUGAGAAUUGCUACAGGAAUUUUUAAAAAGGCCAUCACAGAUUGUGGGAGGAGAUCACAAAGUACUUCCAGUCUAGUACAGGAGCGGGGAAGAACCCUCAAAUUCUCUUCUCUUAAAUAAAGAUUAAGAAUUCCUGUUCUAUUUUUGCAGGUUAUCUUAUGAAUGAAAGAGCUGAACAGAUUGUUCUAGAGGGCACCUAGGUUGAAGCAGUGAAGAGAAUGGAGCUGUGGAGAUGUCCCGGAAGAGCCCUUUUGCCUCCUGGCUCUGUGCUAUGCUCCACUGCUUUGGGAGCUACAUCCUGGCUGACCUGCUGCUGGGAGAGGCACCCAUUGGCCACUUCAGCCACAACUCCAGUGUCAUCCUGGCCACAGCAGUGUGGUACCUGAUAUUCUUCUGUCCCAUGAACCUCUUCUACAAGUGUGUCAGCUUCCUGCCCGUGAAGCUCAUCUUCGUGGCCAUGAAGGAGGUGGUCCGGGUGCGCAAGAUCGCGGCCGGGGUGCACCACGCCCACCACCUGUACCACCACGGGUGGUUCGUCAUGAUGGCCACAGGAUGGGUCAAAGGUUCUGGUGUGGCCUUGAUGUCGAACUUUGAGCAGCUGCUGCGUGGGGUCUGGAAGCCUGAUACAAAUGAAAUUCUUCAUAUGUCCUUCCCUACAAAGGCCAGUCUGUAUGGCACAGUCCUAUUCACUCUGCAGCAGACUCACUGGCUCCCCAUCUCUGAAGCUAAUCUCAUCUUCUUUUUCACCAUGUUCAUGAUAGUCUGCAAGGUGUUCAUGACAGCCACUCACUCCCAUGCCUCGCCUUUUGCUCCGCUGGAAAACCUCGUCUGCCCCGUCCUCUUUGGCUCUGUUUCCAGUGGGCACCCAAGCCACCACCACGACCACCAUGGGGCCUCCCAUGAGGUUUCCCACCCUCCUCCUCCUCCUGCCAAGUCCAAAGAGGAGCUGAACGAAGGCACGAGGAAACGGAAGGCAAAAAAAGCUGAAUAAAAAAGCCAAGGCGCAGAAAAUAGGCCAAGAAAAUCCUUCCAGAGCUGAGUCUCAGAGCCACCUGUGACCUCCUUCGUGCUCCAGUCCUUCUCUCUCAGACUCCAGAGGAGAGGUGGAAGCCAGGACACUGCCAGCCGGGUCCCUGAAUUUCAUUUUUGCUCUCUGUGCUGCUGCUUGCUUCUUGGUCUCUGCCUCUCUGAUCAGGUUUUCAGGGAUUUGUAGGUUUGUGCCAGGGUGGUAAGUGGGUGCCAGUUCCCAAAUCUGUCAGCAAAUCUGAUGCAGCAUUUUCAAUUGAUGUAAAAUCUUUUCACCAUGUUUAUUUAUGAAUGGAGGGAAUGGUUUGUGCUCCUGCAACUCUUAAGUUCCUUUCAGUUUUCACUGACCUUUUCAGUGUCUGCCAAAACAACAAACUGUUAAGACACAAUGUGGAAAUCAGGUUUCAUACUCGAGGAAAUUAAAUGGCCUGGUCUGGUUUUUCCCCAGCUCCCACAUCUGCCAUAUCUCCAAGUAAUGUGACAUUUUAAAUGCAAUAAGGACAUGGCCUUUGGCCGAGCCAAACCCUGUUCACCUCAGUUCCCUCUGGUUCUCAUGGUCAGGACAGUGUAAUUUGCUGAACCAAGUCUGUGUAAGAGCUCUGAAGCUGUGAAGUGCUCCCAGUGCCAUGUGUUGGCACUGUCACUAUCCCAGGCUGUGUGUGGCAUUGCUGCACCUUGUUACUGAGUGUCCCCCACCCCAAACCUGAUCCUGUUGAACCAGGGGAGAAGCAUGGCUCUGGUUUGUUUGUAAUCCUGUGGGAUACAAGAACAGUGUGUGUGAGUGUAAGUAUUUAUUACUAUUUAUUUAUAAUUGCCAGGGCACCUAAGUCAUGGACCUGAAUCUGGCUUUUUUUUCAACAUUGCAAUUGGAAUUUCUAAUUGUGGCCCUGAGCCCACAGCCAUGAGCUGGUUUGGGCUUGCACUGAUCCUGGUGUGCUCCAGGCCAGCCUGAACUCUCCCUGGGUGCAGGAAGAAACCUUUCCUAUAUUCUUAAAUUCAGAUAGAAAGGCUGAAGCAGGGCAUUUCACACCAGCUGAUGAAAAGCUACUUUAAAGCACUGAUAAAAGCACAUCAGCUGAAAAUAUUGAUUACCUUCUGUAGGUCCCCUCAGGCCAAGCUGCUGGGCUGUGAACUGUGCCCAAUGAGUGAAGAGUCUGAACUGCCUUGCAUGGCUCAGGAGGGGUCUGUCAGCUCAUUUGUGUUCUGCUUAGUGAACACUGGCUUUUAGAGUAGUUCAAAGCUGUUCUUAUAACUGAUUUUGUUCUUAUAAAUGACAUCUUCCAGGGGCUGGGAUCAGCACAGUGAGAGUGCAGGCCUGGGGAUGUAGCACUGGGCAUUUUCCAUCCCUAGCAGUGAGAUUUGCUGCUGUUUCCAUUCCAGCUGGGAAUGGAAACAAGAUUUAAGAGAAGGGAGGGUUUGUGUGUGUGUGUCCCUGUUCCAAACUGCAGCUGAUGGUUGAUUAAAGAUGAGAAGCCAUCCUUGUGUGCAAGCAGAGGAAAGCCAGUAGGAAGGGUCAGAUGAUCUCUGGGCUUGGGGUUUGACAGUGCCUUAAUUUUGUGAGUUUGCCUCCCCUUCAGUAGAAAGCAGGAAUUCUGCCUGGCAGCUCCACUCUCUGCUCCUGCAGGUGCUGCUCUGCUGGAACCUGAUGUGUCACAAGCAUGCACAAGACUGAAUAAAUGUUUUAUCAGAUGUCUGAUGCAAGGGGAAUUUUGUUUUAUAAAAGCUGUCAACAAAUAAAAAUUGUGAAGUGAC
Catharus ustulatus (Swainson's thrush) is the source of this 4066-nucleotide messenger RNA. It is a transcript of the gene TMEM38A, whose product is annotated as transmembrane protein 38A. Bases 1521 to 2279 code for a protein of 252 amino acids. NCBI's taxonomy places the organism in Eukaryota, Metazoa, Chordata, Aves, Passeriformes, Turdidae. Gene Ontology annotation, biological process: potassium ion transmembrane transport. The record is from RefSeq and is a predicted model, not a curated record. Gene Ontology annotation, cellular component: membrane. Gene Ontology annotation, molecular function: potassium channel activity; identical protein binding. The transcript is spliced from 6 exons.